Fusarium graminearum PH-1 is the source of this 969-nucleotide messenger RNA. RefSeq lists its product as uncharacterized. NCBI's taxonomy places the organism in Eukaryota, Fungi, Ascomycota, Sordariomycetes, Hypocreales, Nectriaceae. The record is from RefSeq and is a predicted model, not a curated record. Bases 1 to 969 code for a protein of 322 amino acids. Gene Ontology annotation, biological process: maturation of SSU-rRNA from tricistronic rRNA transcript (SSU-rRNA, 5.8S rRNA, LSU-rRNA). The transcript has a single exon. Gene Ontology annotation, cellular component: nucleolus.
AUGGCUAUCCUAGGCAAGCGCAAGGCUGAUUCCAAGCCUGCAAUCUCCGAAGAAGAUGCCGCUGCCAUCUUCCGUCGACAUUUCGAAGCGCAGUUCGCACCAUUGCCCGAUGCGAAGGAACCCAAAUCCAGCUCAAAGAAGACAAAACAUGACGAUGAAAGCGACGAAGACGAUGAUGUCGAAGGAAGCGACAGCGAUAGUAACGACGGUAGUGACAACGAGGACGAAGGUGAAUGGGGUGGCCUCUCCGGCGGCGACUCAAGUGAGGAGGAAGAGGAAGAGCAGCCUCGAGUGAUAGAAGUCGUGGACCACUCUGGAAAGCAACCAACAGCGACAGCCACAAUGUCCAAACGAGAACUAAAGGCCUUUAUGGUAAUAAUACCCUCCGUAGGAUUUACGAGAUAUAAAACUGACAUACAUCACCAGUCAUCACGCCCUCCAGACCAAACAUUCACCAAAUCCGAACCAACACCUGCAGCUACCCCAUCCUCACCGAACGACCUCCCUGAAGACGCACCCUCUCUACUCGCACAAGAUCUUGAACUUCGUCGACUUAUCGCAGAAUCACACCUCCUCGCCCCCACUAUCUCAGCUUCUGGCACAACCGUUACACCAAAGACGUUCGCGGCUGGCCGUACUCGUCAGAAGGCUACAGACAUGCGUGUUCAGGCCCUAGGAUCCAAGGUAUCUAUUCAUAAACAGGAGAAGAUGCCUAUGAACAUGCGCAAAGGGAUUGUGGCUGCAGCGGAGGCGCGAGAAACCAAACGUCGAAGAGAGGCUAAGGAGAACGGUAUUAUCCUUGAAAGGGAAACUGGUAAAAAGAAAGGACGUCAAGACCGGAGAAGAGACAUGGCAGUCGAUCGACCCGGCAUCGGCAGACUCAGAGGAGCUGAGUUACGUCUCAGUGAUAAAGACAUCAAGGGCAUAGAGGGAACAAGAGAUACGUUUGGCAGACGGGGAAGGCGAUAA